Messenger RNA from Vidua macroura (Pin-tailed whydah), 965 nucleotides. Its product is annotated as epidermal differentiation-specific protein-like. NCBI's taxonomy places the organism in Eukaryota, Metazoa, Chordata, Aves, Passeriformes, Viduidae. The record is from RefSeq and is a predicted model, not a curated record. The transcript is spliced from 2 exons. Gene Ontology annotation, molecular function: structural constituent of eye lens. Gene Ontology annotation, biological process: visual perception; lens development in camera-type eye. Bases 127 to 657 code for a protein of 176 amino acids.
GCCCUUCCCAAACAGCAGCCCUGCCCUGGAGGAAUUGCGCUCAGCUCUCCCCAGCCCUGCAGCUGACAUCAAGGCUGUCAUCCAGCUCCUAUAGCAAGGAAUCCAAACACCUGAAGUCCUACUGAGAUGGGCAAAAUCAUCAUUUAUGAGCAUGCCAACUUCCAGGGUUUGUCCAAAGAAUUCACCACUAACAUUUCCAAUCUGAAAGAUGCAGAUUGGAAUGAUAUUGUCUCCUCGGUGAAAGUAAUUGGCCAGCCUUGGGUGGCUUAUGAGCAUGUUGACUACAGAGGCCGAUUUCUGGUAUUUGAGGAGGGAGAAUAUGACUUUGUUGGGAAAGAGAUGAAUGACAAGAUCAGUUCUCUGCAGCUGAUCACUGAAAAUCUGCACAAUCCCCAGAUCACUCUCUAUGAACAUGUUGAUUAUCAAGGGAAGAGCAGAAUAAUAAGAGAAGCAACCAAUCUGGCUGCGGGACACGACAAUGACAUCGUGUCUUCUCACAAAGUCCAGAGAGGUGUCUGGCUGCUGUGUGAGCACAGUGAUAGAAGUGGAAUUCAAUACCUUGCACGAGAGCACGAGCACCUUCCAAAUUACAAGGCAAUCGAUUUCAAUGACAAGCUUUCCUUCCUGCGUCCCCUUCGCCCUGGCUGUGGCUGUUAGGAUGCAAAUCCUGUAGUGCUGAGAAAAGAUGCAGCCCCGGCAAGAAAUCUGAGACCCUGUUCUCUGCCUCUGCUUGUGCUGCCUUUUCCCCGUGUCACAAGACUACUGAAUGUGAGAGCUCUCUACUGUGCUGCACUGCAGAUCUGUACUUCUCUAUCCUGCCUUGCAGUCUUCUCCUGCCCUACAAAUGAAAGAAUCAUCAUGCUAGAUCAUAUGAAAGAGUGUCCACGCUAGAGGAGGCAUGCCAGAUAUGUGAAAUCUAUUGUACCCUCACCUGGCAUUCCAGAGUCCUGGGCUAUGGAAUGUAG